ACAAGUACUACGACAGCAAGAUGACAACACGCUUCUCACUUCUGUUGCUCGUCCAGGCCUUGGCGAUGGGUGUCUCUGCGGCGGUCUCCAUCCCCGCCCACAGCAGUCACAUCGUCACUACGUUCAGGUGGAUGCUUGGGAAAUACUACUACCCAACACCAUCGGCCUCCCACGGCGUAAAGCUCGACGUCUCCUCCAGCCUCUGCCUGGCUCAUUCGGCUCUCACCCUCGCCUCAGACCAGCAAUGGAGUCUCUCUAUGUGGGAUGCAAGCGGCAAGAUGACAGACGGCGUGGCAGCAGGCGCCACUGAAGCUCGUGGUCAUGCUGGCUUAUGCAAGAGGGUUAGCGCUGAUUUUCCUGGGACUGUGGCCUCCCAUCUGCAUGCACACCGGGACAAUAUGACUCGUCAUGAUCUUGCUCUGAACUACUUAAACUCUGAUGCACUCCUGCUCGAAAACACUGUUCUGAAAGGGCGCUACUGUCUUGUAUCCGUCAGAGAUCAAAACCUGAGUGGUAAAAGUGCAGGAGGGUCAUCCCAGAUGUUUGCCUCUCUGGCUGGGAAAUACGGCAACACUUAUGCCACGUGCAUACCCGAUACCUGCACUGCAGCCCUACUUCAGACCUCCUUGCGAGACCAGUGGGAUGAGGAUGUUGUCGUGAGCGUCGCAUGUGAAGGAGAGGAAGAGGAUUACUUCAGCCUUCCAGAUUUUGGCUUCCUGUAAGUGUUCGAAAUAAAGUUAAUGAUGGUU
Penaeus chinensis is the source of this 749-nucleotide messenger RNA. RefSeq lists its product as uncharacterized. The record is from RefSeq and is a predicted model, not a curated record. Bases 21 to 722 code for a protein of 233 amino acids. NCBI's taxonomy places the organism in Eukaryota, Metazoa, Arthropoda, Malacostraca, Decapoda, Penaeidae. The transcript has 5 exons.